CUCCUUUUUACAACCGUUUCUCAAUCAUCAACCAGUGUGUAUUUUUACUGGGACUGUCCACACGUCGUACACAAAAGAGCUGCGCAAUUUGUCAGACAUGGCGCCGAUUGAUCCACAUUCCUUCACAGAUUCCGCGCACCCUCUCACCACCCACGUCUCCCUCACUCUAUACUUCGACUUCCCGUCGUCCACCAUCUCCGCCGCCACACUCAUCUCUCUGGCUGCGCCUUAUUCCGGCCCCCUCACUCUCGACACCCGUUCCCUCUCCAUCUCCGAUGUUCUUGACCCCGUCUCGCUUUCCCGGAUUCCCUUCUCCUUCUCCCCCUCACCGCUGGACCCAAUCCUCGGCCAAGCUCUCACCUUCUCCCUCUCGAACCAAUCCCAAGUAUUGAUUCUCUCUGGAACAACUCCUUCUAGCUCCGCCCUUCAGUGGCUUUCGCCGCCGCAGACGUUUAACAAAACACACCCCUUCGUUUACACGCAAUGCCAGUCCAUCCACGCCAGGUCCGUUUUCCCUUGUCAGGACACUCCCGCCGCGAGGAUCAAAUACUCUGCGAAAUUGAACAUCCCGCGCCAGCUCUCGGCCGUGAUGUCCGCGAAGCAUGUGGAGAGGCGGCAGCCCUUCCCAGCGGAGGCCGGAGGAGCGUGCGAAGAUGCGAUUUGGUGUGCGGAUGAUCGGGUCGUGGAGGAAUUUGUGAUGGAGCAGCCGAUUCCGCCCUAUUUGUUUGCUUUCGCAGUUGGUGAAUUAGGGUUCAGGGAGGUAGGGCCACGGACGAGGGUCUACUCAGAGGCAGCACCUGCUCUGCUAGAUGCGGCCGCCAAGGAGUUCGCUAGUACUGAGGAGAUGAUCAGGGUGGGAGAGCGGCUUUUUGGGCCUUAUGAUUGGGAGAGGUUUGAUUUGUUGGUUUUGCCUCCGAGUUUCCCGUAUGGAGGAAUGGAGAACCCGAGGAUGGUCUUCUUGACACCCACUGUUAUCAAGGGAGAGUCUAGUGGAGCACAGGUGGUGGCUCACGAACUUGCUCAUAGCUGGACAGGAAAUCUGAUCACUAACAAAAACAACAAUCACUUUUGGCUAAAUGAGGGUUUCACAACAUAUGCGGAACGGAGGAUUGUAGAAGUAGUGCAAGGAGAGGACAGGAAGGCACUGAGUAUUGGUCGUGGGUGGAGGGGACUUGUUGAGGAAAUGAAAAGGUUCAAGGAUAACUUGGAAUUCACAAAGCUGAAAACCAACCAGGCAGGGGUUGACCCCGAUAAUGUGUACUCUCAAGUCCCAUAUGAGAAAGGCUUCCAGUUCUUAUGGCGGAUUGAGAGACAAGUUGGAAGACCUGCCUUUGAUGAAUUUAUUAAAAAAUACAUUGCCACCUUCAAGUUUCAGUCAAUUGACACUGAUAUGUUUCUUGAUUUUCUGAAAGAAAAAUUACCUGGAAUAGAGGGUGGAAUUGAUUUGAAGAUGUGGACCGAGGGUACUGGCAUACCCUCAGAUGCAAUGGAACCGGUUUCUGAACUGUACACAAAGAUUGUAUCUCUGGCUAAUGAAUUCAAACUGGGUAGGAUGCCAAGCGAGGAUGAAGUUGCUGACUGGCAGGGACCGGAAUGGGAGCUUUACCUUGACAAUUUACCGAAAUCUGUUGAAGCUUUACAGAUCAGGGCUUUAGAUGCUCGCUAUAGGCUUUCGGAAUCAAGAAAUCAUGAUGUGAAGGUUGGGUUUCUUAAGCUGGCGAUCUCAGCAAGGUGCAGAGAUUACUACAGCGAGGUGGAGAGGACUCUCAAGGAAGUUGGGAGGAUGUUGUACCUUCGCCCCCUCUACACUGCACUGGUCCAAUGUGAUGGUAAGGAAGAUGAAGAAGACAAGGUUUUUGCCACAAGGGUCUUUUCUGAGGCGUGUGAUGGUUAUCAUCCAAUAGCUAAAGGGGUUGUUGAGGCCAUUCUGGCUAAAUUUGUAUGAUUUUUAAAUUUGUUGAUUUCUCUUCGCUUCCUUUGCCUGGCACAAUUCUCCAAGCACUCUUUUGUAUGACAGUACGAGGCCCGUGUGACAAAGGCAAAAUCUGGUCGAAAUAAUUGUUAGUCACUGAAUCUAAUUGACCAAUAGAAUAAGAAGUCAAAUGACCAAUCGGCUAUAGCCUAUAGAUCAUCA
Molecule: messenger RNA, 2134 nt
Organism: Cuscuta europaea
Lineage: Eukaryota; Viridiplantae; Streptophyta; Magnoliopsida; Solanales; Convolvulaceae
Source: the annotation of a GenBank genome assembly